Messenger RNA from Linnemannia hyalina, 1806 nucleotides. The record is from the annotation of a GenBank genome assembly. Lineage: Eukaryota; Fungi; Mortierellomycota; Mortierellomycetes; Mortierellales; Mortierellaceae.
AUGGACACAGAGCAGGACCUCGCACAACAACCAUCACAGAGUCCUCCUUCUUCCAACUCCUCCUCACAGGACAGGUCACAUCGCAGAGCUGGAGACCGUCGAGAGCGCACCGACAGAGACCGGGAACGGGAUCGAUCUGACCGAGACAAAGACAGAAACCGGGAACGAUCCGACCGUAGUGACCGUCCCCGUGAACGAAGCGAACGAAGCGAACGUACCGAACGUCCCGACCGUGAACGUAGUGAUAGGGGAGAUAGAGGGGAGAGAACUGACCGAGAUCGAGACCGUGAACGAGAACUGCGUCGUGAGGCUCGACAGGCUGCCGCCGCCGCCGCUGCUGCUGCCUCUCUUGGAGGAGAACCUCCUGUUAGCACUAGCUCGAGAUCAGGAUCUGGAAGUUCUUCUUCGAGACGUGAGCAGCGGGACCGUGAACGGGAACGGGAGAGGACAAGGGUGGGGGAAGGAGAGAGGGGGGACAUGGUGAUGUCGCCGGACCCUUCGUCUUCGGGGUACAGUUCGCGGGAGUACAGUCCUGUCUCGGAACGGAUCCGGGCCCCUGCCUCUCCUUCCUCUAGACGGCGUCAGUACGAUGCAUCUGCUGGUGGGAGUGCAAGCGGACCAACGUCGCCUUUACUCCUCUCGCCUCGUCAACAGCCUCAUCACCAUUUUCCUCAGCAACAGCCCCAGCAGUCUAUGUUUUCUGAGCGAUCGGGCCGUCCGAGUGGAGAGCGGUCUCCGGUGUCGGAACGUGGAGGGGAGCGUAGUCGUUUUGGUGGGGGUGUAGAGUUCCCUGGGAUGGAGGAUGUGUUGAUGUCCAACAGGUCAUCGACUACUUCUGCAGCUGCCACUCCAGCGGUGACGCCAGCUACGAGUUCGAGUGCGAAUGUGACGAAACCAGAUCUGGUGAUGUUUGAAGAGACUGAGGUUAUUGACGAUGUUGAGGAGGAGGUGGCAGAUGAGGUCGAGUUCCAUAUUCCACCAGUGCCAUCCACAGCAGAACCAGCAGCACCAGGAGGGGGAGAGGGAGUGGCAACAGCAGCCGCUGCAUCACGGUCAGCAUCGCCAGUGUCUAUCAGACGAGACACAUUCGAGUCAGACAGGAUGAUGCAGGAGGAACAACAACACCGAAUGCAGGAGAAGGCAGGAGGAGUUUAUCCAGGUGUCGUUGAUGAGGAAGAGACACAUUCGCAGAGCCCUCUUUCCUCGGUACCGACUCAGCAGUACCCUCCCCACCAUCAGGAGAAAGAACAGUACUCGCAAGAGUACCGUCAGCAUGAUACAGAUAUGGAGACUGAAGAACAUCAUGUCCAUGUACAUGCACCUUCGUCAACAGCGGCGACAACCAGAGAAAUUGCAGUUCCAUCAACAUCAUUGGGGGAAGAAGAAAUGACACAACCCAUGACGACCGCUUAUCCUCUAGAGACGACCUAUUCGACCCCUGUUGGCGUUGCCUCUACUUCUACUGUGUCAGCGAUAUCAUUGUCGAUCACCAACAAGGCUUUGGAUUCUGACAAGAGAAAACAGGACUCGAAGGAACACCAUGAUGCACUCAAGGCACAGGAGGACGCCAAGAUCGAGGAAUUGAAAAAGACGAUCGCCGACCUCCAACAGCAGGAACAGGACAUCAUCCGUUUGUUAAGGGGUAUGGGUACACCAAGGGAGAUGGUUUCGCGACACAUCCAAGAGUUGCACGAGUACAAUGAGAUCAAGGAUGUUGGCCAGGUCAUCCUCGGCAAGUGCGCGGAGUUGGAAGGGACGACUAUCAAGACGCAAUACGAGAACUUUGGUCUCGAUAUGGAUGACUGA